GCCCCUGGGGGCAGGGCGAGACCACGGAAGUGACGACACCGAGCAUUGCAUUAAAUAUCCGUAGGCGGGCCCCUAGCGCUCUCUCGGCCUUAGCGCCAUCUUCUGAGAAACCUCCGCGCCAUGAGAGCGAAGUGGAGGAAGAAGCGAAUGCGCAGGCUGAAGCGCAAAAGAAGAAAGAUGAGGCAGAGGUCCAAGUAAACUUGUACACCGUGGAAGCCACAGGAGCAGAAACGAAAUCCCAGAGGCCAGGGACGUUGGUACAAUUUGUUGGACUGCAUGCCUUCUGUCUAGAACUUGUCUCAAUGGAUCUAUAACAACUUUUCGCCGUUCUGAUCGCCUGGACCACUCUGAGACCCACCUUGCUCAUAUCAAAAUGGUCCCUUUUGGUUUUUUGCCCUGGACCUGUGACUUUCUGGACUAGUUCUGUUCUCAGUUGUGGCUGAAUGUAACACGUGUACAAUAAAUUAUCUGCUGUUUUAGCUGAAGAAAAAAAGUCAUCUUGUCUGUUGAUGUGGUUUUUAUGGUUCAUUGGCUGGGGUGUUCUGUAUGAGUACUCGCUUUAGAGAAUAUCUACACUGAGUCGGGGGUGCGGGCCCCGCCCCUGGCCGACUGGUUCUGGACCCUGGGAGUUGCUGGAGUGUUGGGUGGCUCUUAUUUCCUGGAAAGGGCGUUACACACGUCAGGGACCGCUUUCAAGUUGAUUUCGCCGGCGUGUGGGCAAACAGUUCCGCUCAUCGUCCGAAAGGGCUACAUUUGCUACGUCCCGCGCUUGGGGCUCUUUGCUGUGCUGUUGGGUCCGGUUGCCAUGGUGACACGCAAAGCCUGCUGGGAACUUCCUGCGGCUAAUCGCGCAAGUGCUUCGUGAGCCAUAGAGUAUAGUUCCGGGUCUGGCGGCUAGAGCGUCAUUUCUUCCGCAGGAAGCGGAAGGGCGAUAGGGUAGGCGGCUCUUUGUCGAAGCUAGAGGACCGGCAGGCGGCAGCAGCAACUACGGCGGCGGCGGCAGAACCCAGCAGUGAUGUGGAGGUGGAGACCCACAGGAGCCCCGGACUUCACCUGAGCUACCUCAGCAGUCACCAAGGGUGGCAAGAAAAGGAAGAAAGCCCUGAGUUGGGGGGGACCAGGAUGCCUGACCGGGACAGCUAUGCCAACGGCACUGGGAGCAGCGGUGGAGGCCCUGGAGGCGGUGGCAGCGAGGAGGCCAGUGGGACAGGGGCAGGCAGUGGCGGGGCCAGCUCAGAUGCCAUCUGUAGAGACUUCCUGAGGAAUGUGUGCAAGAGAGGCAAGCGUUGCCGCUAUCGCCAUCCAGACAUGAGUGAGGUGUCCAACUUGGGGGUGAGCAAAAAUGAGUUCAUCUUCUGCCAUGACUUCCAGAACAAGGAGUGCAGCCGUCCAAACUGCCGAUUCAUCCAUGGCUCCAAGGAGGAUGAGGAUGGCUAUAAAAAGACAGGAGAGCUUCCCCCUCGGCUGAGACAGAAAGUGGCAGCCGGCCUGGGUCUUUCACCAGCUGACCUACCAAAUGGCAAGGAGGAGGUCCCUAUCUGCCGCGACUUUCUCAAGGGUGAUUGCCAGAGAGGAGCCAAGUGCAAGUUCCGUCACCUGCAACGGGAUUUUGAGUUUGAUGCUCGGGGUGGAGGAGGCGCUGGUGGUGGGGGCUCAGCAGGCCCAGUUCCCCCAGGACGACGUCAUGAUCUCUAUGAUAUCUACGACCUCCCUGACAGGGGCUUCGAGGACCAUGAGCCAGGCCCCAAGCGCCGGCGAGGUGGAUGCUGCCCCCCAGAUGGCCCCCAUUUUGAAUCAUAUGAAUACAGCCUGGCUCCACCCCGAGGGGUGGAAUGCAGACUGCUAGAGGAGGAGAAUGCCAUGCUCAGGAAGCGGGUAGAGGAGCUUAAGAAGCAGGUCAGCAACCUGCUGGCCACCAACGAGGUACUGCUGGAACAGAAUGCCCAGUUCCGCAAUCAGGCCAAGGUCAUGACCCUGAGCUCUACUGCACCAGCGACUGAGCAGACUCUGGCCCCCACCGUGGGCACUGUUGCCACUUUUAACCACGGCAUUGCCCAGACUCACACUACUCUCAGCAGCCAGGCUCUGCAGCCUCGCCCCGUGUCCCAGCAAGAACUGGUGGCCCCUGCUGGAGCUCCAGCUGCUCCCCCAACUAAUGCCGCACCUCCUGCUGCUCCCCCACCCCCACCCCCACACUUGAACCCAGAGAUCACGCCAUUGUCAGCUGCUCUGGCUCAAACAAUUGCCCAGGGAAUGGCACCCCCACCUGUCUCCAUGGCUCCUGUGGCUGUAUCUGUGGCUCCUGUGGCCCCUGUGGCUGUGUCGAUGGCCCAACCCUUGGCAGGAAUCACAAUGAGCCACACCACCACUCCCAUGGUGACUUACCCCAUCGCUUCCCAGAGCAUGCGUAUCACAGCCAUGCCACACUGAUGGGGCUAAUGGACACUCCCCUGGUAUAGCCUCCCAGGGCUGGGGUCGAGGGGCCCGUACCCACUCGCCUAGCCCUCCCCGGCCCUGUCCAAAGGGCUCACUCGCGAACUAGGACAAGAGACUACAAGGAGAUUGCUUCUGAGAAGGGGUUGGGUUGGUGUGUUUUCUCUCACCUCCCUUUGACGAGGGUCCUCUUUUCCCAUCUUCCUUCAAGCCUCACAGAGGGGGCUUGCAUAGGAGUGCAGACUGAAGGCAUCAGAGGAAGGACUGGCUGAGGGGCUGUCCUCUGAUGGGAAUUUGGGGACAUACUUGGUCUUGUCCUCUCCCGCACAGCACAGGUUCCAGCACUGGCUUUGGAAGAAAAAAAUACCCUGUCCAGAGGGAAAGCCAGGAAAGAAUGGGAAGUGGGUGGCCAGGAGAGAAGGCCUGAUAGGAGCCCUCAGACAGUUUGGGGCCUAGUUGAGCUGCUCCUGGGCCCGUGGGGAAGGCGGGGACCACAGUAUUCCAGCCCAAAGACUAGGGGAGCAUUCAUUACCUUGGCUUGGCCUGGAAAUCCGUAGGGCAGGGCCCACCACGUUCCAAAGAAAUAAAAACAAAAUUAUUUUUAACAAAUGGAGGCAGUUUAAACUUGCUUAGAUAUUCUGUGUGGAAGAUGGGAACAGUAAAUAGAUCUCAUGCCAAAUGGGAUAAAGACCCCACUCUCACAUAGCUUGGGUAGGUUGGGCAGAGGCCAGAGAAUAAGGGUAGGACCCAGAGCAAAGCCAAGUGGGGCUUUGGGGAAGGUACUUUGUGGGGUAAAAACAUUGGAGCCACCAAGUCUAGUUUAAAAAUAGUCCCAUCUGUUCUGGUUUCUAUCUGCAUAUACUAUUCCCAGGUUGCCUUAGUAACCAGGGCUUCUAGGGUCAUUUAGGGGGGGCAAGUACUAAGGAGGGUGAAUUUGCUGGGAAAUGGGAAUGGGGUAUGUAUUGACAGAGCCUUCCCUUAUUCAAACAGAGCAGGGCAGGUGGCAGUUGCUUCCUGAGUUGUUGACAGCAGUUAAUAUCCCUCCUACCCCAUCCCUUCCUCAGUUACCAGUGCCUUAAGCCUUCAAGGCUUGAGAGGUGCUGGGAAAGGGAGAGUUCUUCUGGGGACACAAGCUUUAGGUUUCAUCCAUUUCUUCCCUCUGCCUCCACAUAGGACCACAGAGGUUUUUAAUCCAAUUAAGAGUCAGUAAGGCCAAGGGUCCCAGUAAGCAAACCUCAGUUCCUCCUCAGCGCAUGGCUGAUGUAGGGGAAACAACUCAGGUGUCCAGGCUAAUGGAACAGUGGAUUUUGGGGUAGAGAAAGUGAUCCUGGGUUCUCACCCCAUCAUAUCUCCUGCUACCUCUUGCUCUCUUGUCUGGUUGAUCACUCAGGUUACACCUGGGGUUGGAGAUGGUGGGCUAGGUCAAGGCCAGUCAUUAAAAAAGGGGGGGUACCUAAAGACUACAAAUGGGCAAAUACUGAAAUGUUUUUUGUGGAUUUUAGAAACCACACAUUGAUAAGCUUAAUGUUGAUUUUUCUGGCACAAUUCUGGAUUAUUAAAAGAGAUGGUUUAUGAGCAUUUAGACAAAUGUUAUCAUAAAUACCAACAUGAGUUUGUCCUAGCCAAAUCCCGACAAGCUAACUUUAUUAUUAUUAUUUAUUUAUUUUUGCCAAGUAUCUCUAAAGAGGUACAUUUGGGAAACUGUAGACAUUGUCUGUACUGUAUUAACAUGCUCCAGCUGAAGACCACCAGAAAUAUACUUGCAGUUGAACAAGUUGGGCUUAAUGUUCAUUGCAGUGAUGAAGAGAGAAUGCCAUGCGGAACCAUGGUGUGUCUUGCACAAGGGUGUUAGAAAAGACCUAUAGGACUUGGACUUCCGUUAAAUGAGUUGGCAGAAGGUUCAAGGGAGUGGGACUUCACUCUGGAUUGGGUGCUGUCAGGGAAGCAGAUAAUGCUAAAGUGAAAGCUGAACUGUAAUAGGUAAUGAAGCAGCAGUCACCCAAUAGCUGGGAGAAGGGGAUGUCUGCUCUUUUAUGGUUUGCACACUGAC
Sus scrofa (pig) is the source of this 4483-nucleotide messenger RNA. RefSeq names its product zinc finger CCCH-type containing 10 (gene ZC3H10). Gene Ontology annotation, biological process: regulation of RNA splicing. The record is from RefSeq and is a predicted model, not a curated record. Lineage: Eukaryota; Metazoa; Chordata; Mammalia; Artiodactyla; Suidae. Gene Ontology annotation, molecular function: RNA binding; metal ion binding.